Rhodotorula graminis WP1 is the source of this 1389-nucleotide messenger RNA. RefSeq lists its product as uncharacterized. The transcript is spliced from 4 exons. The record is from RefSeq and is a predicted model, not a curated record. Bases 1 to 1389 code for a protein of 462 amino acids. Lineage: Eukaryota; Fungi; Basidiomycota; Microbotryomycetes; Sporidiobolales; Sporidiobolaceae.
AUGGUCCGUCGACGCAAGACGGCGGCUUCCAGGCGUCGUCUCCCGCCGCCGCUGGUCAAGCGCGUCCUGCUCCACCUCUUUGCCCCGGACGUCGAGCUCCCCUCGCACGCGCUCCCUCUCCUGUGGACCUGGGUUCAACUGUUCGACCCGACCGCGCUCUCGUCCCUGCGCGCCGUCGAGCUCCCCGGCGGCGGCAAGCCCGGUCGCGGCCUCGGCAAGAACACCGAGACGCUCCAUGUCGCGUCCUACGACGACACGCAACACGAUCUCGACGACCUGCGCUUUGCCAUCGAGGCGAUGCCCAACCUCGAGGACCUGCGCUGCCACUUGGCCCGCCAGCAGGGCAACGUCACUCCCAUCUUUGCCUUCAGCGAGCUCAAGAAGCUCCGUCACCUCAUCCUCGCCAGCACCCCGCUCGACGCCUCGUUCCCCUCGAUCUGCCGACCCAUCUUCCGCAACCUCGUCGACCUCACGCUCAACCAGGUCGUCGUCAACGAGGACGAGCUCGUCGGGCUCCUCAACCACGAGACGUUCCCGGCCCUGCGCCACCUCAACGUCGCCCACCUCCUGAGCCAUGACGACGAGCCCUACUUCCCCGACAUCUCUCGGUCGUUCUUCUGCCAGCUCGACGUCGUCCAGGUGCACAACUGCGAGCUCGGGGUUCUCGUCCCCGAGUGGAUGACGACCCAGUGCCGCGUGCCGGUCGCCGUCGAGCUGCACAGCUUUGGCCGCGCGAUCGAGAACUCGUGGUCGCGGUGCCACCACGUCGUCGUGCGCAACUUUGCAACGUUCGGCUCCUUCUUUGCCGAGUCGAGCAUCCGCCAGGCCCUGCCCGACGUCAUCCUCGCGGUCCAAGCCGUCGAGGGGCUCGUCCGCCUGCCGCACCCCGGCCUCCUCACCCUGUACCUCCCGUGGGACUUUGACGAGCGCAUGCACCCGAUCCAGAGCCACCCGGGCACGUCGAACCUGCGCCGAGCGCGCCAGUCGCUCCUGCGCGCCUGCACGGCCAAGGGCGUGCGCAUCAAGUGGCGCGCGAGCAAGGACCUGAGCGGCUCGCCCAUCAUGUGCCCGCGCGUUUCGUCGACCGUCGUCGACGACCGCAACGAGGUCCAGCACGAGCUGCGGCUGCGCGCGCGCCGGACGGGCGUCGGCGAGGACCACGAGGUGUACGAGCUCACCGAAUCGUCGGGCGAGGAGUGCUGCACGAGCUCGGACGAGUCAGGCGAGGACGAGGACGACGAGGACGACGACGCGUCCGGUCGAGAGCAGCAGGAGGAGCGGGAGCCGGGGCCGUUGGACGACCUCACCGACGCCGAGUGCGCCAUGAUUCUACGGUCCCUUGACGUCCGCGUCAACCCAGACGGGACGCGUGCGUCAAUGAUCAUUUAG